Carya illinoinensis is the source of this 2089-nucleotide messenger RNA. RefSeq names its product protein CHUP1, chloroplastic-like. The transcript is spliced from 4 exons. The record is from RefSeq and is a predicted model, not a curated record. Gene Ontology annotation, cellular component: chloroplast outer membrane. The coding region runs from base 699 to 2030 and encodes 443 amino acids. Gene Ontology annotation, biological process: chloroplast organization. NCBI's taxonomy places the organism in Eukaryota, Viridiplantae, Streptophyta, Magnoliopsida, Fagales, Juglandaceae.
AAUAUCAUUGUCCCGAUAGAAGAACAGCCACUACUUGGUGAUGAGCUACUGAACUGUGACAUACAUACAUUUGAUAAGAAGAUUGUGAUGGUGAAAACACAAAAGGAAAGUGAUGAAUUUCUUGGGACAUUUCCCAGUUGAACUGGGAAUUAAGCUGUUCUGACCUGUACUGAACAACUUGAUAAUCAGAGUAAGCUGCCUUGUUGUAGCUUCAGUUGCUGCCUUUUCAUUUUCACAGAGAAACGUAGGAUCUUCCUGGAAGCAGAACACAGUAAUUAGACUGUCAGAUACCCAUGAAUCAGAUCUCCAGCAGCAACAGAUCCAAGAGGAGGAGGAAAAAAAUCUAAAAAAUCCGAUGCUUUUAGAUGAAGAAGAGGAAGACAGUACAAUGACCCAAAUUCGAGGGCAACGAAACUUGAAACCAAGUUUAGCUGGGAAAAUAGGGUCUGAAGAAUUUGAGUUUUUGAUACAUGACAAGGAAUUGAGCAAUGUGACAGAGAUGGGGCUUGUACAGAGCUUGGUGAAGGAAGUGGAGCAGAGGAAAGUGACCAUUGAAGGGAAACUGCUUGAAUUGUAUGGUCUGAAAGAACAGCAAUUAUCCAUUGAGCAUUUGCUAAGGCAAUUAGAGGACAAAACCACGGAGAUUGACAUGCUUAGGAUCACCAUUGAAUCAUUGCAGGUUGAGAGAGAGAAGCUUCAUGAACAAAUCAAAGAGGGUUUUCGUAGCAGAGAAUCAACUUGAAAUGGCAAAGAAGAGGUUAAAGGGAAUGCAAGAGAAGAUAGAAGCCAAAGGAAGCCAGGUAAUAGGGCGGUUGAUGUUGCUCCAAGAACAAGUUUCCAGCUUUAAGAAUGAUGAUAUCUCUUUCAGAGAUACCAUGGUUGAGAAGAAGCUCGAAUCUGUCAAAAAUGUUGGGCUUGAAGUUGCAGAAAUGAAGAGGAUGAACAAAGAGCUUGAGUUAGAAAAGAGGGAAUUGGCAAUUGAGUUGAUUGUUGCCAAAGCCAGAAUCGCAGCUCUUUCCAAGAUGACAGAGGAUAAAAUUAUGGCCAAGGCCAAAGAGGAAUUAAGUAGUUUAAAACAUGCAAAUGAAGAACUUCAGGAUCAAGUUGAAAGAUUGCAGAAGAACAGAUUCGACAUGGUCGAAGAACUUGUGUACCAGCGCUGGAUCCACACUUGCUUAAGGUUUGAAAUCCAAAAUCAUCAAAACAAAUCAAUAAAGACCUCGAAAUGUGAUUCGAGCAAGCCUUCAAGCCAAGAAUCUCAUGAGAAAACUAAGCCAUUAAUGUCAGAUCCCAGAUUUGACAGCAUUUCCUCUGACACCUCUGCCGAGAGUGACGAAAUUUACAGCAGUACUACAUAUGAUAGCUCAUCAAGUAGCCAAAGAAGCAGUGCUGAUAGACUUGGUGUAACUUCAAGCAUUAAGAGGUGGGGGAGAAGCAAGGAUGAUCGGACCUCUAGAGGGGAUUCUUUGAGCAGGAGUGGCCUAAUUCGCAGAUUUUUCAUGUCAGUGGUUCCAUCAAAGCAACCAAUGCUAAGGAAAACAGGGGAUAGUUUAGUCAUCACCUUAUCCAAGAAACUAGAACUGCAAGACUCCAACAAAUCUGUGGAAACACAGACUUUUCAGCGCACAAGGCGUGUUUCAUUUAAUGAUUCUGUUAAAUCAAUGGAGUAUUCAACAUAUCUAGACAUGCCAAAGUCAAAUGAAGAGAUAUCGGAUGGAAAGAAAAACUAUGCUUUGAGGAGUAAAUUUGAGGGUGAGAAACAUGAAUCUUCAUAUGCAACAUUAGCAACUGUGAUGGAUGGCCAUUCAAGCAGUCCAGCUGGGGAAUGCAUUAAGAAAAGAAUCAAUCCACAUGGAGGAAACAGGACUGAAAUUUCUCAUGGAGACGAGCUGCUGCAUUCAAGAACUUCCAAAGUGAUUAUUCCCAGUGAUAACCGGGUUAAGACCCAUCUGCUGCAUCUUGUAGCUGCUCUCCUCUUUGUCUUCAUGUUGCUUGUUUAUUUCUUAUAUCUUUCUGCUAGGAUUUACUAAGCUUAAACUUUUUAUGUUCAAUUGAAUUUCACAGAUUCAUAUAAUAGAAUUUUUGCACC